AUGCCCUUUCGGGCGCGAAGGUCCCUUAAUUUGGGCGCUGCGAAUAGCUCUCGGCGGAGCAGCAGAAGCAAACGAUUUUGCAAGUCCUACCGUAGCAAUAAUGUUUGCUUGAUUUUGCUGCCGUGCCCACGGUCCUGUUACUUGUGGUUGUGCGAUGUGUUUUUCUCUCUGAGAAUGCUACUUUUGCUGAGCGGCGAUGUUGAGGUCAACCCUGGUCCAGAAACAGGCGCUAUUUUACAAAAACUGAAAGAAAUCGCCCGGGACAUACAGGAAAUUAAAAAUGAAAAGGGUAUAACAAAUGACAGACUUUCUGCGAUCGAGCACAAACUGGAAAGUCUCAGUACGCUUCAAAAGAACGUCAGUGCAUGUCGGGAGAGAAUAACUGAACUUGAAACGACUGUUAAAAUUAUUACCAGAAAGGUAGACGACUUAGAAAAUCGAAGUAGACGGUCGAAUCUGAUUGUCUACGGAAUUAAAGAACAAGAGAACGAAAACAGUCAGACACUCGAAAGAGUGGUCGUAGGUGAAAUUCUCGAGAGAAUUCUAAACGUACAAAUAGCAGGCAUCGAAACAAUUCACCGCCUCGGGAAACAGGCUGAUAACAAGAUCCGUCCAGUCAUACUCAAACUACUGGACAGUAGAGAUAAAUCAAAGAUACUGAAAAACUGCGUCAAACUGAAAGGAACAGAUUUUUCAAUCGGUGAAGAUUUCUCCCGACACGUACAGCAAAUACGUAAGAAGCUUUGGGACCGCACUAAAGCAAACCGAGAUAAGCGAGAAAAGGUUUUCUUAACAUAUGAUAAGGUUCGCAUAAAUGGGCAUCUCUAUGCGUGGGAUGAGACAAAAGAAGACAUAAUUCCCGUAGAAAAAAACGAUGUUCCCGACGAAAACUAACCGAAAGCCACAUUCUGCCAUCUAACCUUAGAGUCGUAAAUAUAAAUGCAAGGAGUCUUCAAAAUAAAGCAUAUUCAUUGGAGUCCUUUCUCUUAGAAUUUAA
Ixodes scapularis (black-legged tick) is the source of this 997-nucleotide messenger RNA. RefSeq lists its product as uncharacterized. The coding region runs from base 1 to 894 and encodes 297 amino acids. Lineage: Eukaryota; Metazoa; Arthropoda; Arachnida; Ixodida; Ixodidae. The record is from RefSeq and is a predicted model, not a curated record. The transcript is spliced from 2 exons.